This is a messenger RNA of Populus nigra (black poplar), 842 nucleotides long. RefSeq lists its product as uncharacterized. The record is from RefSeq and is a predicted model, not a curated record. NCBI's taxonomy places the organism in Eukaryota, Viridiplantae, Streptophyta, Magnoliopsida, Malpighiales, Salicaceae. The transcript is spliced from 3 exons.
UAGUUGUAGUGCAUGUGAUGGAGCUAAGAAAAUGUGAACCCGAAGCUUGAUUCUCUAACCUUCACUUUUCCUAGUCAUCAAUCCUUGUCCGUUCUUCUUAAAGCAAUACCUUGCCUUUAUAAUCCCAUUUUCUCAAAUCCACGAUUUCAAUUUAAUUACAAGAGAUAAUUGAGACCCACAGUAAGGAAAGCAAGAGAGAAGAUGUCGGAUUGGGGGCCAGUAUUUGUGGCGGUGGUGCUGUUUAUACUCUUAACACCAGGUUUGCUGAUUCAGAUACCGGGUCGUCAGCGAUUAGUUGAGUUUGGCAACUUUCAGACCAGUGGAGUUUCCAUACUGGUUCACUCCAUCCUCUACUUUGCUCUCAUUUGCAUAUUCUUGUUAGCUGUUGGUGUCCACGUAUUAAAUUUAUAUACUACAUAAAUGGCAGACUGGGGGCCAGUGGUAAUUGGGGUGGUGCUGUUUGUGUUGCUACAACCUGGUCUUUUGUUUCAGUUACCAGGAAACAACAAGCAUGUGGAUUUUGGGAGUUUGAAGACGAAUGGAAAGGCUAUAGCUGUUCAUACUCUCAUCUUUUUCACUGCCUAUGCCAUUCUCAUCUUGGCUGUUCAUGUUCACAUCUAUACUGGCUGAUUACUCGAGUACUUGGUAUGUUUGUUUGACGACGUUGUUGAUGGAUGGGCAAGAUCUAUGUGUCUUUCUAUGUUUUUUCUUCCUUUUUUUCGCUAAAGAAGAGAUAGUCUCUUAUAGUUGAUGAUCAUGAUCUAUUAGAAUCUUGGCUGCUAAUCUCAGUAAUUUGAAUAAGAAGCAUGAAGCACUGAUCUUCUAGUGCUGGGUUGAUUAAA